CAGCACUAGUCGAUCCCGGACUUAGCGGAUCAUCUGAACCGAAACUCGGGUGCCGAAAGUCCGCGACCCUCUCCGGGUCCAAACCGGAGCUUUCAGCCAUGGUCUUCGAGUCUCUGGUCAGUGACCUGCUGAACAGGUUCAUUGGGGACUACGUGGAGAACCUGGACAAGUCUCAGCUGAAGAUCGGGAUCUGGGGAGGAAAUGUAGUUCUGGAGAACCUCAGGGUGAAGGAAAACGCUCUGGGCGAGUUUGAUGUUCCCUUCAAAAUAAAAGCGGGGCAGAUCGUAUAAAGUACGACGCGGCGAAGGAGGAGCGUUACCAGCAGGAGCUGAAGCAAAGAGAGCUGCAGCGCAUCGAGGAGGCUCUGCAGACCGCUGCACGCAGAAACAAACCUGAAGAUGAGAAGAAGGACACGUUUGUGGAGAAACUGGCCACUCAGGUGAUCAAAAACCUGCAGGUGAAGAUCAGCAGCAUCCACGUGCGUUACGAGGACGACCUGUCGGACCCACAGUGCCCCCUAUCCAUGGGAGUGACCCUAUCAGAGCUCAGUCUGCAGACCACAGAUGAAAACUGGAAGCCGUGCAUUCUGAAUGACGCUGCAAAGAUCUUCUAUAAGCUUGGCCGCCUGGAGAGUCUUUGUGCCUACUGGAACGUCAACAGUCCAAUGUACUACAGGCAGUCGUGGCAGGACAUUGUGGCUCAGCUGAAGUCUGGGAUCAGUGGGAAAGUCCAGGAGCUGCCCCACUAUCAGUACAUCUUCAAGCCCAUUUUUGCUUCUGCUAAAAUCUGCAUCAACCCCGCCGCUGAGGUGCAGCUAAAAUCUCCGAAGGCUGACUGUCAGCUGGAGGUCCAGAACAUUGCCAUCGAGAUGACAAAGCCACAGUACCUGAGCAUGGUGGAUCUGCUGGAGUCCAUUGACUUGAUGACCAAGAAUGCCUCCUACAGGAAGUUCAGGCCUGACGUUCCUGUCCAUGAAAAUGCCAAACUCUGGUGGAGGUACGGGUUCAACAGCAUCAUGGAGGUCCACAUCCGACGCAUCAACCAGAUGUGGACCUGGUCCAACAUCAGACGUCACCGGGAGAACCUGAAGGCCUACAGGAUCGCCUACAAGACCAAACUGCUGAGCCAGAGUAAAUCAGCACCCGACAUWGAGCAACAGGUCCAGGAUCUGGAGAAGGUCCUCGAUGUGUUCAACAUCACUCUGGCCCGACAGCAGGCCCAGAUGGAGGUGAUCCGAUCGGGGCAGAAGGUGGCUGGGAAGAAGGCAGGAGACCAGAAGCAGGGAGGGGGCUUCUUCAGCGGCUGGUUCGGAUGGAAGGGGAAGAAGGAGGAGCAGGAGCUGGAGGAGAGCAAGGAGUCAGAGGGUUCAGGUCUGGACCAGCUCAUGACAGCCGAGGAGAAAGAAAAACUUUAUACUGCUAUUGGCUACAGCGGCAGCUCCCACAACCUGACUCUGCCCAAACAGUACGUCGCUGUGAUCGUCAGCUUCCAGCUGCUGAGGACUUCAGUGACCAUCAAAGAGCAACACGACGUGCCGGAGAUCCUGAACGUCCUGAUGCUCAACCUCAGCACCAAAAUCUCCCAAAGACCUGGAGCUCAAGCUGUCAGGUGAGGCCUGGAAGUCUGCACGGCUCCAGAGUUCCUCAGUCCAACACGUCCUCCACCCGCUGGACUUCACUCUGCAUCUGGCCAAGUGUAUGGUGGACAACGACGCUCGGAUGCCCAAGCUGAAGGUGUCUGGAGAGCUGCCGCUGCUGCACGUUAAGAUCUCAGACCAGAAGAUCCGGAGUGUUCUGGAGCUGGUCGACAGCAUCCCCAUCCCCAAGAUGGACUCGAGCCCGUCCACUCCGACGGAGAAGGUGUUGCCGCUGACCAAGGUCCGGCCGCUCGCAGCCGACCUCCACCCCGUCCUCCUGGACACCUUUGAAACRGAUUCGGAUGAAGACGCCAGCGAGAAGUCAACAGAUGAGGAGCAUCAGCGCUCCGCUGUGGAGGAUCUCAUCAACGUCCACUUCAAGUUUGAAGUCCGAGAGGUGCUGCUGGAGCUCACCCGGCAGAUGAACCAGGAGAAGACCGUCCUGUCCUUCAGCGUCUGCCAGCUGGGAGCUGAAGGGAGGAUGAGGAGCUUCGACCUGAGCGUCACCUCAUACCUGCAGCGAGUCGCGCUCGACUACUGUGACCUUCCAGACGGCAGGAAGCCUCUCCACCUGAUCAGCUCGUCCAAGCAGCAGGGCUCCAACCUGCUGAAGGUGGAGUUCAUCAAGGCUGACCCGACCGGUCCCAGCUUCCAGACUCUGUUCAACAACACCGAGCAGACCCUGAAGGUGGAGUUCUCCUCCCUGGACUUCCUCCUUCACACCAAAGCUCUGCUGGCCACCGUCAGCUACCUGAGCAACGCCACGCCGCCGCAGCUCCCAACCGCCCGCGAUCAGGAAGCCAAGAAGCAGGUGGAGAGCUCAGCCCAGAGCCGGACAGUGUCUAAAGGAGGCAAAGACAGCAGCGUCUUCAGCUUCAAGCUGUUUGCCGUCUUGGGCUGCUUCCAUGUGGAGGUGUGUGAUGAUCGCAGCAAAAUCGCUGACAUCAGAGUUCAAGGAAUGGAUGGCUCCGUGUUGGUGCGGGCCAAGGAGACCGAGGUGUUCGCUCGACUCCGAGACAUCGUGGUCACAGACGCUAACCCCACCACCAUCCACAGACAGGCCGUGUCCAUCGUGGGGAAGGAGGUGUUCAGCUUCAAACUGUCCCUGCUUCCGGGCGCGACGGAGGGUGACGGCUACAGUGACAUGUCGAAGGUGGACGGGAAGAUCACGCUGAGUCUGGGCUGCAUCCAGAUCGUCUACAUUCACCAGUUCCUCAUGUCUCUGCUGAUGUUUGUUGACAACUUCCAGACAGCUAAAGAGGCUCUAAGCACAGCCACGGCUCAGGCAGCAGAGAAGGCAGCGUCCAGUGUUCGAGACUUUGCCCAGAAAAGUUUCCGUCUGGCCAUGGACGUCAGGCUGAAGGCUCCGCUCAUCAUCAUCCCUCAGUCCUCCACCUCCCAUAAUGCUUUGGUGAUCGAUCUGGGUCUCAUCACGGUGGGGAACAGCUUCUCCCUGCAGCCGGCUAAAGGCUUCUCUCUGCCAGCUGUGCUGGAAAAGAUGGUUGUCAAGCUGACGCAGCUGAAACUCGGCAGGAAAACUCUGAACUCCUCUGAUCAAGACAUUGAGAUUCUUCAGCCAAUCAACUUGGAGCUGCUGGUCAUCAGAAACCUGUCUGGUUCCUGGUUCUCCGAGCUCCCCGGGGUCCGGGUCCAGGGUCUUCUCCAGUCCCUUCGUAUAAGUCUGGGUGAAGAAGACCUCGGUGUCCUGAUGAAGAUUCUGGUGGAGAACAUCGGGGAGGGAAGUAAGAAACACAACAUGGACGUGAAAGGACAGGCGGCCCAGGAAAAGGCAGAGCAGGUGGAAGUGAAGUCGUUACAGUCCAGACCUGAUGGACAGGCGACUGCCACCAGUGGAGGACUGGCUGAGAACGCCAUCAAUGUUCUGCUCAACUUUGAAGUCAAAGAGGUGUUGCUGUCUCUGAAGAAGCCCAUGGAGCAGAAGGAGUCACCUUUCCUGGUCUUCCUGCUCCGUCACCUGGGCGUCAACACUAAAGUCAGGAAGUUUGACAUGUGUGCCACGACAUUCAUCAAGGAAGUCUCCAUGAAGUGCCUGGAGUUCAAAGACUCCAGUGGCGAGCCUCUGUGUCUCAUCAGCUCCUCGGUGGAGUCAGAAGCUGAGCUCCUGAAAGUGGAGUACCACAAGGCCGACCGCUGUGGGCCGGACUUCUCCUCCGUCUAUAAGAACACAGAGCAGAUGAUCAACGUGACCUUCACAUCCUUGGAUGUCAUGCUCCACACCGAGGCUCUUCUGUCGACCAUGAACUUCCUGUCCACAACACUGUCGUCUGGCAGUGCACCGUCCACACAGAAAGACGUCCCACCAAAGACAGAGGAGAGGACAGCAUCUGCCAAGUCCACUGCUUUGGUGUCUCCUGUGGACUCUGACGUCUGGGACCUGAAGGUGGCCGUAACUCUGGGAGCUUUCAAUGUCCUGGUGUGUGAUCAGACCUGCAACAUGGCUGACAUCAAAGUUCAGGGCAUUAAUGGGUCUUUGUUGAUGCAAGGACCUCAGACUCACGUGUCAGCCCGCCUGAAAGACUUCAUUAUCUUGAACGCAGAUCCAAAAAGCAUCCACAAGAAGGCCAUAUCCAUCGUAGGAGAUGAGGUGUUCAGCUUCAGCAUGAGUUUAACUCCAAACGCCACGGAGGGCGCCGGCUACGUCGACACCUCUAAAUGUGACGGCGCGAUAAAGCUAAAUGUGGGCUGCAUCCAGGUGGUUUACCUGCACAAGUUCGUCAUGUCCCUGCUGAACUUCAGCAACAACUUCCAGACGGCUAAAGAAGCUCUGAGCGCCGCGACGGCUCAGGCGGCGGAGAAGGCGGCGUCCAGUGUUCGAGACUUUGCCCAGAAAAGUUUCCGUCUGGCCAUGGACGUCAGGCUGAAGGCUCCGCUCAUCGUCGUCCCUCAGUCCUCCACCUCCCACGAUGCACUUGUGAUCGACCUGGGUCUGAUCACGGUGGGGAACGGCUUCUCCGUGGUGCCCAUUGCGGGAUGCCCGCUGCCGGCCGUCAUGGACAGCAUGGAUAUGCAGCUGACGGAGCUGAAGCUGUCCAGGACGUGUUUAGACCCAGACUUGUGUCGACCCAGCAUCGAGCUGCUGGAACCAGUCAACCUGAACCUCAACAUCAAGAGGAACCUGUCAGCUGGUUGGUACAAGAACAUGGCUGCUGUGGAGGUCAAUGGAGACCUGAAGCCCAUGAAGCUGGAGCUCAGUCAGGACGACCUCAGAGUCCUGCUCAGGAUCUUGAUGGAGAACCUUAAAGAGGCUGGAGGUCCAGAUCCCAACGCCCCCAGACAAGAGACCAGCCUGCACGUCCCAUCCACCAGAAGCCCCCCAACAGGUGAGUCUGAGAAGCCAGCUGAGAGCAGCGGUGAGUCUGUGGAGACGGUGAAGUUUAACUUCAACAUAGAGUCAUUGGGUCUGGUUCUGUACCACAAGAACCCCGAACAGCAGCCAACGGACCUCCAGCACCAGCAGGACCUUAAACUCGGGGAGUUCGCCCUCCGCCUGCUGAGAACCUCUGGGAAGAUAAUGAACGACGGCAGCAUGGAGGUGAAUACGGUCCUGACCACGUGCACGCUGGACGACCUGCGGACCGGCAUGGACCGGGUCACCUCACGCAUGGUGGGACAGAAAGGAGAGGACAGCUCGCAGCCCAUGAUCGAUGUGACGUACCGGCAGAGCGCCGCGGACCGGGACAUGGUGGCGGUCCUGCAGAAACUCUACCUGUGUGCCAGCGUGGAGUUCCUGAUGGCCGUCACAGAUUUCUUCCUGCAGGCUCUGCCUCAGAGUCCGGCUGCGACCGCGCCGGCUGCGACCGGCGAGAAGCUGCCGCUGAGACAGACGACUGAGCCAAGACCGGACUCAAAGACUGGUUCUGUGGUGCGGACCCGUCUGCAGGCCGUGGUGGUGGACCCGGAGGUGGUGUUUGUGGCCAGCCUGAUGAAGGCCGACGCCCCGGCCCUGGUGGCCUCCUUUCAGUGUGACUUCACUCUGCAGACUGAGGAGGAUGGUUCCCAGACCAUGAGGUCCAACCUGAGGGGCUUGACGGUUCUGGCCUGCCCCUUCAUCCGAGACGAGGAGAACAAAGCUGUGACCACCGUGCUGAAACCCUGCUCCGUGGCCUUGGAGACUAAAAUGCGACCCGAUCAACCACUGAGCGGUUCUGUGACGGUGGAGGAAGUCAUCGUUAAGAUCUCUCCGGUCAUCCUCAACACUGUGAUGACGAUCACCGCCGGCAUGGCAGCAAAGCCCGGCGCCAAGAAGAACCAGGAGUCCGAGCCGGACGUCAGCGACCUGUGGUCCAUCAUGAACAUCUACAACUGUAACUUCUGGUUCCUGGGAGUGGACCAGGCCACCGAGAUGACCGAGAGCUACAGGGAGACGGACAGACGAAACGAGGGGGAGACCUUCACUGCUCGGGUCAAGGUGGUCCAGAUGACUCUGGAGUCCGGUUUGGGUCAUCGGACAGUCCCUCUGCUGCUGGCCGAGUCUUCUGUGAACGCACAGGCCAGGAACUGGUCGUCUCUGCUGCAGCUGAAGGCUGACAUGACACUGGAGGUGAACUACUUUAACGAGCUCCACGCAGUGUGGGAGCCUCUGAUUGAACGAAUCGACGGCGGCCAGCGCAGGUGGAACCUGGAGCUGGAGAUUAUGAACAACCCAGUCGUGGACAAGAGUCCCGUGCACGGAGACGACUUCAUAUUCCUGCCUGAACCUCGGACCGUCAUCAACAUCUGCUCCAAAGACACCAUGAACAUCACCAUCUCCAAAUGCAGCCUCAGCGUUUUCCAAAACCUAGCUAAGGCGUUUUCAGAGGGCACAGCUUCGACCUUUGAUUACACCCUGAAGGAGAAGCCCCCCUUCACCCUCAGGAACGCUCUGGGGAUUCCUCUCAUCGUGCAGCACAGCGCCAACUUGAGGCUGGUUGGAGAUCCGGCUCGUGGAAAACUUCACGAGCUGCCGGCGGACCAGAGCAUGGACCUGGUCCACUCCGUGUUCGAGUCGUCGCUCAGGGGCAAACUGUCGGCUCUCCAGCGCCAGGAGAGCUGCCUGUUCAACCUCACUGUCGUGCCGUCCGGAUACAGCGAGAUCUCCAACAUACCCGUGGACAGGCCGGGGCGGCGCCUCUUCAAUGUCCGYGGGCCCAUGCUGCCGGAGGCGGUUUCUGUGCUGCUGCAGAUCGACGCCGCCGAGGGAAACAAGGUCAUCACUGUCCGCUCGCCGCUGCAGAUUAAGAACCACUUCUCUGUGCCUUUUGUCAUCCUGAAGUAUUGUCCACGCUCCAGGAGUCUGCAGAGCGUGGGAACAGCUGAACCUGAGAAGGAGUUUCACGUCACUUUGGAAGCAUACAGGUGUCAGCUGUUCGUGCGUCCAGGAGGACAUCUGGACGGUCAGUAUGCUGCGUCCUCCAGCUGCGUGUCCUGGAAGGAGCAGGUGCAUCAGAGCUCGGAGGUGCGCUCGGUGCUGCAGUGUCCGGCCACAGACAGCAGCCUGCUGCCCCUGGUGGUCAGCACGCUGGCCGUCCCUGACGACCUGCGGCACAUCACCAGCUGUGGUGAGGAGGACUGGGAUCCCGCCUACAUCAUCCACCUGCACCCCGUGGCCACGUUCCGUAACCUGCUGCCCUACAACGUCCGCUACAUGAUGGAGAACUCAGCAGACUUCUGUGAGCUUGAUGAAGGCAGCACGUCGGACCUGCUGAACGCUCGGGUCUCUGGUGAGAUCGUUUCUCUGGCGCUGAUCCAGUACCAGGGCCACCACUGGCACGGACACAUGAGGAUCAGGCCGGACAUGGCGGAGUUCUUCACGGUGUGCCUCACCUGCGACUCGGACAGCGAGACGACGGUGGACGUCAGCGUGCACGUGUCCAGGACCACGGGCCGCCUGGUGAUGUCGCUCUUCAGCCCGUACUGGAUCAUCAACAAGACGUCCCGAGUCCUCCAGUACCGGUCCGAGGAAGUCAGCUUCAAGCACCCCGCUGAGUACCGAGACGUGAUCCUGUUCUCSUUCAGGAAGAGCAGCCUGUUCAGCAAGAGCAAGAUCCAGCUGUGCAUCUCCACCAGCUCCUGGUCUGACAGCUUCUCYUUGGACACGGUGGGGAGUUACGGCUGCGUGCGCUGCCCUGCUAACAACAUGGACUUCCUGGUGGGCGUCAGCAUCCAGUUGAGCAGCUUUAACCUGACCAGGAUUGUCACCAUGACUCCUUUCUACACGCUGGUGAACAAGUCGUCGUACGAGCUGGAGGUUGGAGAGCUGAUCAGAGAGUCCUCCACCAGGUGGCACUACAUCCCCUCCACCGAGUGUCUCCCUCUGUGGCCCAUGAACACCUCGGGGAAGCUGUGCGUCCGUGUGGUCGGCUCCGAGUCCAGCUCCAAGUCCUUCUUCUUCGACCGGCAGGACAGCGGCACGCUGCUGAGCCUGGACAUGUGCGGCGGUGUCAUCGUGGACGUCAGCAUCUCCACCAACGCCUCCAUCAUCAGCUUUACGGAUUACUACGAAGGCGCGGCCCCCGCCCUGCUGAUCAACCACACAGCCUGGGUCAGCAUCAGCUACAGGCAGAGUGGAUCGGCCCAGGCUUGGAACCUGCAGCCAGGCGAGGCUCGGAGGUUCGUGUGGGACGACCCUGCAGGAACCAGAACGCUCAGCUGGAGCCACAAGAACCAUUCAGGAGAACUGGACUURCUGAAGGAUGAUUCAGGUCAGUUUUCUGUGGACAGCAGAUCUCAGAUMCACUGGGUGUCCUUCCUGGACGGACGGCAGCGGGUCCUGCUGUUCACGGAGGACACUGCCGUGGUGACGAAAGCUCGACAGUCAGAGGAGCUGGAGCAGUUUGAACAGGAAGUGAAGGUGUCCCUGCAGAACCUGGGUCUGUCUCUGAUCAACAACAGCAGCCGGCAGGAGGUCGCUUACAUCGGAAUCACCAGCUCAGGUGUGGUGUGGGAGUACAAACCAAAGAACCGCUGGAAGCCGUUCAAUCAGAAGAACAUCAACCUGCUGGAGAAAACCUACCAGAGUCAGCUGAGUGGGACGAAGGAAGGAGGCUGGGUGGUGCUGGAGAACAACAUGGAGGUGAACUUGAAUACAGCGGUAAUGAUGAUGCGUCAGCCCCAUUCCUGCCCAAUCAGAAGGAACUUCCUGUCUGGGAUCCAGGUGGAGUUCAAGCAGUCGAUGCACCAGCGCAGCCUGAGAGCACAGCUGCACUGGCUGCAGGUGGACAACCAGCUGCUGGGUGCCAUGUUCCCCAUCGUCUUCCAUCCAGUUCCUCCUCCCAAGUCCAUCGCUCUGGACUCAGAACCAAAACCGUUCAUYGACAUUUCGGUCAUCACCAGGUUCAACCAGCACACUAAUGUCACACAGUUUAAGUACUUCAUGGCUCUGGUUCAGGAGAUGGCAGUGAAGAUUGAUCAAGAUUUCCUGGAAGCCGUCCUGGCUCUGUUUACACCAGAUGCUGACCCUCAAACUGACAGAAUGAAGACGGGGCUGAUCGACAGAGAUCUGCAGCGCCUGCAGGCCGAGCCCACAGACGUGUCUCAGUCCGACGCAUCAGGAUUCAGCUUCUUUGAAUAUUUCCACAUCUCACCCAUCAAGAACCUACACAAGGCCAUAUGUGAGGCUGAGGUGGCCCAGCAGCAGCACCGCAUGGUGAGACAGAARUCCCAGCGCUUCCUGAGGCUCAGCAAGAAGCAGUGAUGUCACUUCCUGUCUGUCAGCAGCCGCAAAGUGGGCGGGGCUUGGGUAAAAAUGUUCCUUUUUUGUGCCAACAAAGAACACCUGAUGAAUCCGUCCAAUCAGGACGACCCAGCAGCUGCCGACGCUCGUCUGCUUUCUGUUUGGUUUGUCAGAAGUUUAGUUUAAAAUUUAAAAGAAUCAUAGAAUGGAGGUUUUUGUUGUUGUUUACAUGCACUGAAACUAAAACCAUCUUGUAGGAAAAAUAAUAAAACUUGAAUGUUGUUAAUCUUUUCAAAACAAUAACCCUCUUUGAAUCAAGUGAUGAAGGUAAACACGCUGAGUUUAAUGUUUUAUUUACCGUAACUGCUUUUAUUUUGAAGUGUCUCCUGUGUGUGCGUGGGUCUUUUGUCCCUCCUUUGUGCCUGCAGGCAUCACUUCCUGCCUUGAUGAAGCCAUAAAAUAUGUUUUGCACUAAAAGACUUACAGUAAUGAUUAUGUUGAGGAUGUUUGAUGUUGAUUUUCAGGAAAAUAAAAAUAUCAAAGAUUAUGUUCUAAAGAAAAUAAGUUUGUUUGAAAUCCCCAUGAAGAACAAGAAAUCUAUCCUUUUUUGUUUGUAUCAUCUCUGAUGUAACCAAAAACCUGUUGUCUCCUGAUGAUACCGGGUUCUUACAGGUAAAAUGAAUAUUUCUUGUAAAAAUCUGAGUUAA
Molecule: messenger RNA, 10015 nt
Organism: Austrofundulus limnaeus
Lineage: Eukaryota; Metazoa; Chordata; Actinopteri; Cyprinodontiformes; Rivulidae
Gene: vps13c
Product: vacuolar protein sorting 13 homolog C
Biological process (GO): protein retention in Golgi apparatus; mitochondrion organization; protein targeting to vacuole
Source: RefSeq, a predicted model, not a curated record